AAAAUGAAGGGUAAACGUGAUAUGGAGCUACCAGAAGACUUCUGGAUACCCGUCAGCCUGGACACAAACAACAUCACGUCACUUAGCCCUUUUCUGGUUCCACAGGACCACUUGGGGGAUACUGCCACCUUUUACGCCAUGGCAAUUUUCAUGUUAUUCAUAUUUAUUUUUGGCACUUUCAUCAACGCCCUUACCAUUGCAUGCACCAUCCAAUACAAGAAACUUCGAUCCCACCUCAACUACAUCCUGUUGAACUUGGCAGCAGCAAACCUUCUUGUGUCCACUGUGGGCUCCUUCACUGCCUGCUGCACUUUUUCAUUCAGAUAUUUCAUCUUUGGUGCGCUAGCAUGCAAGAUCGAAGGUUUCAUGGUAACACUCGGUGGUAUGGUAAGCCUGUGGUCCCUUGCUGUGAUAGCUUUCGAGCGAUGGCUUGUGAUUUGCAAGCCGCUCGGUAACUUUAUUUUCAAGCCCGACCACGCUAUAGCCUGCUGUGCAUUCACUUGGUUUUUUGCAGUAUUUGCCUCAGCUCCUCCACUGUUCGGCUGGAGCAGGUAUAUUCCAGAAGGCCUACAGUGCUCCUGUGGGCCAGACUGGUACACCACAAACAACAAAUACAACAAUGAGUCCUAUGUGAUGUUCCUGUUCUGCUUCUGCUUUGCUGUUCCUUUGACCACGAUUAUCUUUUGCUACUCCCAGCUGCUCAUCACACUGAAAAUGGCAGCCAAGGCCCAAGCUGAGUCUGCCUCCACCCAGAAGGCAGAGAGGGAAGUGACCAGGAUGGUGGUGAUCAUGGUGCUCGGCUUCUUGGUGUGCUGGAUGCCAUAUGCCUCCUUUGCUCUUUGGGUUGUGAACAACCGUGGGCAGUCAUUCGAUCUGAGAUUUGCGACUAUACCGUCCUGUUUCUCAAAGGCUUCAGCAGUCUACAACCCUGUUAUCUAUGUGGUCUUUAAUAAACAGUUCCGUACAUGUAUGUUAGCGAUGAUGGGGAUGGGAGGAGGUGAGGAGGAGGAGAGCUCAACAACACAAUCGGUGACUGAAGUUUCCAAAGUCGGGCCUGCUUAGGCAACACGUCAAUGCUCGCUGAUUUCUGAACUGUAAAUUACAAAGAAUGUACAUGUAUUUUAUCAUAUGUAAAAAUAUCAUGAUUUAAGUAGGAAUAAUCUGCAAAAUGAA
Molecule: messenger RNA, 1173 nt
Organism: Maylandia zebra (zebra mbuna)
Lineage: Eukaryota; Metazoa; Chordata; Actinopteri; Cichliformes; Cichlidae
Product: blue-sensitive opsin
Biological process (GO): G protein-coupled receptor signaling pathway; visual perception; phototransduction
Cellular component (GO): membrane
Molecular function (GO): G protein-coupled receptor activity
Source: RefSeq, a predicted model, not a curated record